UUUUUGCUAACAAUGUUCUCGAAAAAAUGUCUGACUUUACUGUCGGUGUUGUGUAUAGCUAUUGCAGUGUUCGCGGACGAAGAAAUACCCGAAUCUAAGUCAAAAAGUGAAUACAAAAAAUCUUUGUCAAGAGAUUGUGCAACCAGUUAUUCGACAACAUGUUUAAAAUUGGACAUAGUGUCUUGGGUCGAUAAGUUAAAUGAGGAAAAUAAUUAUAGUGUUCUACCGGGAGUUUCGGUGAUAAAGGAAGAGCAAAGUGACAAAAGUUCGACGGCAGAUAUGGUAUCUGAACUAGCACGAGAUUUUCCCAAUGAUCCCGACGCCCGACUAGACGCGUUCCUGUUGAAAAAAGUGACUUCUUAUCUAAACAGUCAUUCCUUACGGCUUAAUUUGAUUAACAAAGACACUGUUGAGUCCGCAAGAGGAGGUGGUGGUGGCGGCGGCGGAGGCGGUGGUGGAGGUGGUAAAAAAGGAGGCGGCGGAGGUGGCGGCAUGGGAAUGAUGGUAGCUGCUGGAGCAAUGUUGAAAGGAACACUACUCGCAUUGGCUUUGGGAGGUAUAGCGGCAAUUGCAGGAAAAGCAUUGAUGACUGGUCUGAUCUCGCUUCUUCUUUCUGUUAUAAUUGGACUGAAAGCUAUUACACACAACCAAAAAGCUACCACGUACGAGAUAGUAUCAAAGCCUGUCUAUAGCCACUCUAGCUCACACUCGGUAGGACAUGAAGAACAUCAUCCCAGUUAUGGACAUUCUUCCUACGGAAGAAGUUAAGAAGUUUUGACAUGCCCCUACCUUUGGGAUUGCAACCUGGCUACAAACCAGCAUAAUAGAUACCAAAAUAGUCUGUUUUAAUUUAUUGUUUAUUUAUUAUUAUUUAUUUGUGUUUAAUA
Messenger RNA from Diabrotica balteata, 887 nucleotides. The record is from the annotation of a GenBank genome assembly. NCBI's taxonomy places the organism in Eukaryota, Metazoa, Arthropoda, Insecta, Coleoptera, Chrysomelidae.